UGUAGGAUUUAAUUAUUAGUAGCAUUUCUAAUUAUUGUAAAACAUUUCUGAAAGAGUGAAAGAAUUCUGAACGCAUGCUGUGUGAAAGGAACGGAUGUAGCUCUAUCUCUCGCUCUCGCACGACGCCGCCAUUAUGAGUAAGAUGUGUUUAAUGUGCUCUAUAAGGAAUUAAAUAAAAAGUAUAGUUAAACCCAAGAAGUAGUGAUUUCAUUUAGACCCACACCUACAAAUUCUCGUUCGGGAUACUCAGGAAUAUCAGGGUCUAAAUGAUUUAACGUAUCUACACAUAUUUUACGAAGCUGUCGCGUGGUGUGAACAACGCCGCGGCCGCCAUACUUAACCUGCGCCGACGCCACGCCGCCGGUUAUCUUUUUCAAAGACGAAAGACGCAUUUAUACGACGAUAUACGACGAUUCUACACGAUGGCGGAGAGCAAAAACAACGAUAGCAAGAAUCUAAUUUACACGAUGGACGCUGUACCAAAGUUCACGGGUGAUGACAUCACGUACUCUUCUGCGAAGUGGACACAAGAUCUCGACGAUAAUGCCGAUAUAUUUGGGUGGAGCCAGCAGCAGAAACUCAUUAUAGCGCGACGAUGUUUAGCUGGAACAGCAGAAUUAUGGCUAAAAACCGAAAAAACUUUCAGAAGUUACGAAGAACUAAAAGUGGCUUUGAUGAAGGAAUUCCCAGAGGUGAUAAACAGUAAACAAAUGCAUGAGACAAUGAGCAGACGGACAAAACAACCCAACGAGUCGUUUUAUCAAUAUAUGCUCGUAACGAAAGAACUCGGAAAAAGAGCUAAGUUUCCGGAUUACGUCGCGAUUCAGUCUAUAAUCGACGGAAUAUCUGACUAUGAAUCUAACAAGUUGUUAUUUUACGGGGUAACGUCGUAUUCUGUGCUCAAGGAGAAAUUAGUAUUAUAUGAAAGUGUAGUGUGUAAGUUAGUAGUAAGUGAGUCAGAAAUAUAUUAUAUACGCACUUGCACCGUAAUAUCCGUUCGAUAUAAACGAAAUAAAAUGGGAAAAUCAUACUCAAAACAAGAAGAAAAAGAAGUCAUUAUAACACAAAACGCGGCUGCUGGAGAAAAUAGCGCAACAGCAAUCAGGGAAGAUCAUAUACACACAAAUAACAUCCUAUUAGGCACCCUAGUAACCAUCGGGCUGGAUGAAGACGGAACCUGUGCCAAGGCAGGUUCAUCGAUGUUCAAUUGUGGUGAAAUAGGGCACCUAUCUAGUUCCUGCCGCAAAGGUAUCAAAUGCUUCAAGUGCAAAGGGUUUGGGCACAAGGGUACGGAGUGCCGCGCAUCACAUGGUAUGGAAGCUAAAAAAGCAUCAAAUAAUUAUUAUGGAGGAGGUGAUAAACAAGAUCGGCGAUCAAUGUUUGUUCAACAGCAGGAGGACGACGAGAUGAACGAGAACGAACUAUACAAACGUGAGCAAUGUGAUUUAAAUGAACAAGUGAGUGAAAUGUCAAAUUUUGGUUGUCAACAACUAAUUCAUAUUGUUUCGUCAAAUUUAUUGAAUGUAAACAAACGUGAUUCUCUAAACAUUAGUGUAAAAUCAGUAAAAGUAGGUAAUUAUGUGACUAAUUGUUUAAUUGACACAGGUAGCGACUUAAAUUUAAUAACUUUUGAUUUGUUUACAAAACUAAAAUGCGAGUACAUACCAGAAAAAAUGUUGCUUACUGGGUUAGGAAGUUCUAAAGUAUUUUCGAUUGGUAAGUUCGACACAGAUUUAACUAUUGACAGUCACAGAUAUAGUAUUAAUUUGUAUAUUGUACCUACAGGUGGGAUACCAUAUGAUGUAAUAUACUGGGUCAACAAUUUUUAGUAAAUACUAUCACAGUUAUUGACAAGGGUUUAGUUGAGGUCAGGCCUUCUUGUUAUGACAUUUCGUAUCAAAAUGCUAUCUGUCUAU
Bombyx mandarina (wild silkworm) is the source of this 1916-nucleotide messenger RNA. RefSeq lists its product as uncharacterized. Lineage: Eukaryota; Metazoa; Arthropoda; Insecta; Lepidoptera; Bombycidae. The record is from RefSeq and is a predicted model, not a curated record.